AUGGAUGCCAUUAACAAUCUGUACUUAGAUGCUCACUCAGUCCAAUCAUCCACCCUUGAUGGUGUUCUCACAUUGAGCCUUACAUCAAAGUUUCGAGGAGCAGCGGUUGCACCAGUUGGGAUGAUAAAACAGGCGCUUUGGAAAAUUGCCGGUAAGUGUUGA
Prunus armeniaca (apricot) is the source of this 162-nucleotide messenger RNA. Lineage: Eukaryota; Viridiplantae; Streptophyta; Magnoliopsida; Rosales; Rosaceae. The record is from the annotation of a GenBank genome assembly.